CUUUUUUUCAUUUCAUCUUCUUCAGCCUUUUAUUACUGCUUUCCUUUUAGCAAAUCUCAUUAGAUAAGAUGAACAUAGUUAAGGGUUUCAGAUUCCACCCAACUGAUGAAGAACUCAUCGAGUUUCUGCAGAUCAAAACCUCCGACCGUGAUUCUCUAGUCCAAAUUAUUGAUGAAGUCCCCGAUAUCUGCCAGUGGGAACCUUGGCAACUAGCUGAGAGUUCGAAGUUGCAGGCUGGGGACCGAUUAUGGUAUUUUAUAUACUCACCAAAAUAUAAGUACCGUAAUAGUAAACGAAUUAACCGGACAGCCCGUCGCGGUUAUUGGAAACCUACGGGCAAUGCUCGUAAAGUUAUAGACCCCAAAACAGGGGAGUUGAUUGGUACCAAGAAGACAUUGGUUUACUAUAAAGGUCAGUGUAACGAUGGAAACAAAAUCAAGACUUGUUGGGUUAUGCAUGAGUAUGAACUCAAGGCUGACCCUAAUUCCAUUGACACUGAUCAUAAAACUUUCAACCUUUGCAAACUGAAGAAAAGGGUUGAUGUUCUGAGCACCGAUGCUGGUCAACCAGGUCAGCACAAUGAAGGCUAUGGUGUUCGUGAUAGAUCCGGUAGUGUUGAUAGCUGUGCUGGAGAAAGAAGCAAUCGACAUAAUAUGGUUACAGAGGAUGCAAUCUCUGACUUAUCUAGUUUGGUAAAUCCUGUUGCUGAGGAUGUGAUUCCAAAAGAAACUUUACACCUUAAAGAGAGGUUAAAGGAAUGCAAUGGACCUGAAGACAAUAAUGGUGUUCAAAAAUUGUAUAACACCCUUGAAAAGGAUGAUAAGUCCUGCAAUUCAGUUCUUAUUGAUGGUGAUGAUGAAAUCAUCACCAUGGAAAGAAGUGCAUCUGAACUAUUCGAAGUGCCUUCAAGCUUUGAGCUGCCUCUUGCCGAUAACAAUUUAACUCCGAUGGACUUAUCAUACUAUAAUGGAUUAUCGUUUGAUGAGUUAUUCAAAGAACCAGAGGCAACUAAUGACUCUAAUUGGAUUCAAGAUCAAUAUAUCACCAACAUGGAAGAUGAGUUCUUGAAUUCAAUUUUUGUUGAAAAUGAAGCAUUCAGCUGGCCGUGUUUAGGUGUGAUGGAACCAUCCGAUUCGAUGGAGAAACCUAGAAAAAAACCACGCCUUCUGCAUGAAAGUCAUGCAGAAACAGCAGAUGCUCAAGUUGGUGGAAACAUCACAAUAUCAUCAGUAACAAAGAGCUAGACAUGCUCAAGAUAAAUAUUAGCAAAUACAGCAGUCAGCAGAAAGUAAAGAAUGUUCCCUUUUUGUUUUGCUUUUUUGAUUGUUUGAUCGUUGAAGGGCUUUAAGACUGUAAAAUAAGAAUUACAGGUGAUAUCAUGUGUAACACAAUGUUGUCUUAUAUAUU
Messenger RNA from Hibiscus syriacus, 1407 nucleotides. RefSeq names its product NAC domain-containing protein 83-like. Bases 69 to 1244 code for a protein of 391 amino acids. Gene Ontology annotation, biological process: regulation of DNA-templated transcription. The record is from RefSeq and is a predicted model, not a curated record. NCBI's taxonomy places the organism in Eukaryota, Viridiplantae, Streptophyta, Magnoliopsida, Malvales, Malvaceae. The transcript is spliced from 5 exons. Gene Ontology annotation, molecular function: DNA binding.